Messenger RNA from Chelonoidis abingdonii (Abingdon island giant tortoise), 751 nucleotides. Lineage: Eukaryota; Metazoa; Chordata; Testudines; Testudinidae. The record is from RefSeq and is a predicted model, not a curated record.
UUCCCACAGCAACUCCCGGACACCUGGGUCCUGCCUGCGUCCUUGGAGCAGAGGGAGGAGACGCCUGGAGAAAUCCAGAGAUCGCCCCCCCCCCGCACAGAUUGAGGGGUCUCUGGCCAUGGUUCUCCAGGAGAAUGAGCCCCUGGCAGGGCUGAGCCAGACCUCGCGAUGCCCUGUCUUGGCCCCCGCAGGGCAGGACAGGUGGAGGGGGCCGUUUGCAGCCCAGGGCCCCGGGGCAGCCCAGGUCCAGCUGGUGGGCAAGGCCGACUGUCCCUCCUCCAGCUCCGGGGGAGCCACGAGCGACAGCCCUGAGGAGGACGAGGCCAGCAGCACGGAGAGUGCCCAGAAUGGGGACGAGAGCCCCCAGGCGGGUGCAGAGGGGUCCCGGCUGCGGGGAGAGCAGGACGAGGCGCUGGGCCGGGUAGCGGAGUUGGAGAGUCGCAUCAAGGAGCUGCAGCACCAGCAGAAGGAGAUGAACAUUGAGAUGAAGCUGGAGGGGGCGUUGCUGGAGGGGGAGCUGGCGGCCGAGUGGCGGGAGGUUCAACGCGAGGAACAGCUGGUCCUGCAGCUACAGAGGAGGUUCGCAGAGACGGUGCACCGGUGCCACACCGAGAGAGAGAAGGAGAACGCUCGGCUGGGGAAGGAGCGGCGCAAGGUGGAGGAGCUCCAGAGGCAACAUGCUGAGUCCCAGACCCACCUGGAGACCCAGCCCGAGAGCAUGCGGGAGCGGAUGCAGAGCCAGCUGCAGCAG